AAAAAUAUAUGAAGUUAAGUAAUAUUCCUCAAUCAAAAUUAUCAAGAUUAGAUGAUUCAACUUCUACAGACAUUCAUAAUAUGUGUUAUAGUAGAGUUAAUAUACUUACAAAUGAAGUUGAGAAACUUACUGAUGUACUUGGUACAGCCUCACAAGAAAUGGAAGUUCUUAAAGAACAUAAUAAAGAUUUAUAGAAUUAAUUAUAAGAAAUGGAGCAAUCUAAUUAAAUCGUAAGUUUAGUAAUUAUGUUUAGUUAAAUUAAGAAUAUGAUAAUAUUUGUGAUAGAUUAAAAUAGAAAAGUAUUGAAUCUGAAGAAUAUGCAUUUUAAGUUUAGAAAUUAACCCUGUAAAAAUAAGUAUUUUUUUAAUAAAAUUGUAGGAACUCAGUCAAAAUCUCAAUAAAGUUUUAAAUGAGUUAGAGUAAACCAAUUAAAUUAUUGAAAUUAAGGACUAAGAAAUAUAAGCAGGCAAAUAGCAAUUUAUAGCAAAAACAGAGGAAUUAUAAUAAAGUUUACAAUAAAUUUAUCAUUUGGAUUAAGCUUUAAGAGUUGUUAAGGAGGAAAAAUUAAAAUAUAUUUAUGAAUAUUAGUAACUUUAGAAAGUUGUUAAUGAAUAGACAGAUUAAAUAAAUGAAUUAUUAGAAAUUAAGAAUGCUUAUGAAUUAUUGAAAAUAGAUUUGGAUGUUCUUAGAGUCAACUAUACUAAUUUAUUGAAUUAAAAACUUCAAGAAAAAAAGGAACUUGAAGCAUAAAUUGAUGUAUUACGUGAUAUGCAUGGUUAUACAAUUGAAGAUGCUGAGAUGAAAUUUGCUGUAAAUUAUUAAAAUAAUAAUUUAGAAUUAAAUAAAAUAAGAGAUUGAUAAUUACAAAUAACUAUAUGAUGAAUAAUAUAAAGCUGAAAGAAUGAAUUAUGAAUCAAUAAUAGAUUAAUUAAAAAAUUAAGUGAAUACUUUAUAAUUAUAAUUACAAAAUGCAGAAUUGUUGAUAGCAACUCAUAAGUAAAAUCUAAUGAAUUAAACUUAAUUGACAAUGUUUGAGAAAAAUAAUCAAGUCAGUGAAUUGAGAGCAUAGAAUUUUGUUUUAUAAGAAUCAUUAAAAACAAUGAGUAGAGAAUUAAAUGAAUUGAAAUAAUAAAUGGAGAAUGGAAAUAUUAUAAGAUUUGAUGACGAUAUUAGAAAAUAAAUUGAAUAUAAAUUAGAUUUAUGUUAAUAAAUGUAAAAAGAGAGAGAUGAAAUAAAAAAGGAAAAUGAAUAAUUAAGAAGAGAGAAUCGUUUGUUAAAAGAGAAUAAUGAAUUAAUGUCUUAAUAAUUGCAAUAAUAAUCAAAUGUUAGUUAAUUGCCUUAAUCAUUAUUGAUAAGUUAAGUUCAACCUUAAGGUAGAUAAUAUAAUAAUAUUAAAAGUAAAUAAUCCUGGUUAAAAGAUUAGUGAUAGUGAUAAAAUCAAAUAUCUACUAAAGGCAGUUGAUCAAUUAUAAAAUGCUAUAAAAGAUAGAGACUUAGAAAUAAAUAAAUUAUCUUAACUUGCUAGUACUAAUGCAGGUUUAUCUUAAUUAAUGAUUAAACCAAAGUCACAAAUAAAAUUUUAUCAUCUAAACUCAGAGGAUAUUAGUCCAUUUAAUAAAUAAUAAUGA
Molecule: messenger RNA, 1628 nt
Organism: Paramecium sonneborni
Lineage: Eukaryota; Ciliophora; Oligohymenophorea; Peniculida; Parameciidae
Source: the annotation of a GenBank genome assembly